AUGGCCGUCAAGCCCAUCACUGGUAUGCUCCGUCGGGGCCUGGUCACUGACCUCUCCAUCGCUCUCGGUCUUGGAACCGUCAUGGGCAGCGCCUUCUGGUACGGCUACCACAUGCCCCGCACGCACGCCCGCGACAACUUCUACCAGCAGCUCGAGUCCGAGCGUGCCGCCAAGUCUGGUUAA
Molecule: messenger RNA, 183 nt
Organism: Microdochium trichocladiopsis
Lineage: Eukaryota; Fungi; Ascomycota; Sordariomycetes; Xylariales; Microdochiaceae
Exons: 4
Coding region: 1-183 (60 amino acids)
Biological process (GO): mitochondrial electron transport, cytochrome c to oxygen
Source: RefSeq, a predicted model, not a curated record